This is a messenger RNA of Brachypodium distachyon (stiff brome), 1704 nucleotides long. Its product is annotated as aspartyl protease family protein At5g10770. Gene Ontology annotation, molecular function: aspartic-type endopeptidase activity. The transcript is spliced from 2 exons. Bases 18 to 1451 code for a protein of 477 amino acids. NCBI's taxonomy places the organism in Eukaryota, Viridiplantae, Streptophyta, Magnoliopsida, Poales, Poaceae. The record is from RefSeq and is a predicted model, not a curated record. Gene Ontology annotation, biological process: proteolysis.
UUUAAAGUUGUGUAAUAAUGGGGUCCCAACGGCCGGUCCUGUACUGUUUGCUCGCGUUCCUUCUUCUCUGCGGCGCUUCUCUGGCCGCUCCGCCCCGCUAUGGCUACCUCUCCGCAAGCGUGGACUCGGUGAUAGCUUCCCGGGCUCAGGUCCAGUGCUAUGAUCCAAACACAUAUGAAGCCCCUGCUUCUGGCAACAAGCUCACGAUACGCCCCUCCUGUGGCCGGGUGGAGCGUGACAUCCUCGUCCACGACAGAGCGCGCCUUCGCACCGUCCGAGAGAGGUCGUCGUCAUCAUCAGCCAUGCCUCCGGUUCCAGCCAUCCCCAUCCCUCCGUUUAUUCCACCGACGCCGGGUCCAGCCCCAGCGGAGGCACCGUCAGCGACCAUCCCGGACCACACGGGGACGAACCUCAAAACGCCGGAGUUCGUCGUGGUCGUCGGCUUCGGCUCGCCGGCCCAGACAUCCGCCACAAUGUUCGACACCGGCAGUGACCUGUCGUGGAUCCAGUGCCAGCCGUGCUCGGGCCACUGCUACAAGCAGCACGACCCGGUCUUCGACCCGGCCAAGUCGUCCUCCUACGCCGUCGUGCCCUGCGGCACGACAGAGUGCGCCGCGGCGGGCGGCGAGUGCAACGGCACCACCUGCGUCUACGGCGUCGAAUACGGUGACGGCUCGUCCACGACCGGCGUGCUCGCCCGUGAGACGCUAACGUUCAGCUCGUCGAGUGAGUUCACCGGCUUCAUAUUCGGAUGCGGCGAGACCAACCUCGGCGAUUUCGGUGAGGUCGACGGGCUUCUCGGCCUUGGCCGUGGCAGCCUUUCACUGUCCUCACAGGCUGCUCCAGCGUUCGGCGGCAUCUUCUCCUACUGCCUGCCGUCCUACAACACCACGCCCGGGUACCUCAGCAUCGGCGCGACCCCGGUCACCGGCCAGAUUCCCGUUCAAUACACGGCGAUGGUAAACAAGCCAGACUACCCGUCCUUCUACUUCAUCGAGCUCGUCUCCAUCAACAUUGGGGGUUACGUCCUGCCCGUGCCGCCGUCCGAGUUCACGAAAACGGGCACCCUCCUCGACUCCGGCACGAUCCUCACGUACCUCCCUCCGCCCGCCUACACCGCGCUCCGCGACCGGUUCAAGUUCACCAUGCAGGGGAGCAAGCCGGCGCCGCCGUACGACGAGCUCGACACCUGCUACGAUUUCACAGGCCAGAGCGGGAUACUCAUACCUGGCGUGUCCUUCAACUUCAGCGACGGCGCCGUUUUCAACCUCAACUUCUUCGGGAUCAUGACGUUCCCGGACGACACCAAGCCGGCCGUCGGGUGCCUCGCGUUCGUGUCCAGGCCAGCGGACAUGCCAUUCAGCGUCGUCGGCAGCACGACGCAGCGUUCGGCCGAGGUGAUCUAUGACGUCCCAGCCCAGAAGAUUGGUUUUAUCCCGGCCAGUUGCUGAUUUUGAGUUUAGAUCAUAUAAACGAGUUGUGAACACGUGUCAUUUCCGGAUUCAGGUGUAUGAAUAAAGGCAUCUCCAACCACGGUUGAUACUAAAUUUGUUCUUUCCUUCUUUUAAUAUAUUUUUUAUUCAUUUUUUUAUAAACCCGCAUGUCACUUUUUUUCUAUCUUGAUAUCCAUGUAUAGAGCUGCAAUUUUGUGACCCAUAGGGUAACUUUUGACCCUCCAUAGUUCAACCAAAUGAACUAAUUAAA